CUCUCCUUUUCCAAAUCACCACGAAGCAGGGAUUUCACUGGAAUAAUAUUUGAAGAAAGGACCAUGGAUGUUCUGCGCCCACAGCUUAUAAGAAUUGAUGGACGGAUUUACAGGAAGAAUCCCAUCCAAGAACAGACCUAUCAACACGAAGAUGAUGAGGACUUCUAUGAAGGUCCCAUGGAGUGUGCAGAAGAGCCCUGUGAAGCCUAUGUGGUGGUGCAGACCCAGCAAGGUUUCCAGUGUACCGUGAGAGCCCCUAGCCUGCUCUACAAGCAUAUAGUUGGAAAGAGGGGUGAUACCAGGAAGAAACUAGAAAUGGAGACCAAAACGUCUAUUAGCAUUCCUAAGCCUGGACAUGAAGGAGAUAUUGUGAUCACUGGCCAGCAUCGAAAUGGUGUCAUCUCAGCCCGAACUCGGAUUGAUGUUCUUUUGCAUACUUUUAGAAGGAAGCAACCCUUCACUCACUUCCUUGCUUUUUUCCUAAAUGAAGCUGAGGUUCAGGAACGAUUCCUGAAAUUCCAGGAGGAAGUACUGGAGAAGUGCUCCAUGGAUCGUGGGGUCAAUUGCACAAUUUUCCAGAAUCCCAAAAAGCUUCACUUAACUAUUGGGAUGUUGGUGCUUCUGAGUGAGCAAGAGAUUCAGCAGACAUGUGAGAUGCUACAGCAGUGUAAACAGGAGUUCAUUGAUGACAUUACUAAGGGCAAACCUCUGGAAGCAGAGAUGGCAGGGAUAGAAUACAUGAAUGAUGAUCCUGGCAUGGUCGAUGUUCUUUAUGCCAAAGUCCAUAUGAAAGAUGGCUCCAACAGGCUUCAAGAAUUAGUUAAUCGAGUGUUGGAACGUUUUCAGUCAUCUGGACUAAUAGUGAAGGAAUGGAAUAGUGUGAAGCUCCAUGCUACAGUCAUGAACACACUGUUCAGGAAAGACCCCAAUGCUGAAGGCAGGUACAAUCUUUAUACGCCGGAUGGCAAAUAUAUCUUCAAGGAAAGAGAAUCAUUUGAUGGCCGGAACAUUUUAAAGCUAUUUGAGAACUUCUACUUUGGUGCCCUAAAGCUCAACUCAAUUUACAUCUCUCAGAGGUUCACAGUAGACAACUUUGGAAACUAUGCUUCCUGUGGACAAAUUGACUUCUCCUGAUGUGGAUCUUGGAAAGCACUAGAAGCUGAACAUCCUCACGAGGUGCUGAGGAGAACGUCUUUGUUUCAAUGGGAGGGACAUGGAAAUUGGGAUGGUACCUUUCCUGGUGUUUUCCCCAUGGACUCACCAUGGUCUCUGAUGGCUGUCCACAGUUGUCAGACUAUCAGUCAAAAUGGUUGUGAGCACAAGGAGAACUUGUACUCAUGACCCUUAUU
Molecule: messenger RNA, 1349 nt
Organism: Orycteropus afer afer
Lineage: Eukaryota; Metazoa; Chordata; Mammalia; Tubulidentata; Orycteropodidae
Gene: ASCC1
Product: activating signal cointegrator 1 complex subunit 1
Biological process (GO): DNA alkylation repair; regulation of DNA-templated transcription
Cellular component (GO): nucleus
Molecular function (GO): RNA binding
Source: RefSeq, a predicted model, not a curated record